UAUCUAUGGCUGGAGUGUUAUUUGAAGAUAUUUUUGAUGUGAAAGACAUUGAUCCUGAUGGUAAAAAAUUUGAUAGAGUAUCUAGAAUAUUUUGUGAAAGCGAAUCAUUCAAAAUGGAUUUGAUUCUAGAUGUAUAUUCUCAAAUUUAUCCCGUAGAACUUGCUGAUAAAUUUAGAUUAGUAAUUGCAACUACAUUAAGAGAAGAUGGUCUUCUAGAUGACGGUGAAUAUGAUCCUCUUACGAUAGGUGAAGGCCCUGAUUCAACUCAUAUACCAAGCAAGGCAGAUGCCUUUGAAUAUGUUAUGUAUGGCAUAAUUUAUAGGAUAGAUGGUGACGAGACCUCAAAUGAACCUGCUAGUCAUCUGUCAGCCUAUGUGUCUUUUGGUGGCUUAUUAAUGAGACUUCAGGGAGAUGCAAAUAAUUUACAUGGGUUUGAAUUGGAUGAUCAUGUAUAUUUACUUAUGAAAAAAUUAGCCUUUUGAUAGAUCACACAUGUUUAAAUGUAAAUUAAUAUGUUAAAUAUUUAUUAAAUAUAAUGUAAAUAAAAUUUUUUUGAUUGAUUGAAAA
Messenger RNA from Gordionus sp. m RMFG-2023, 567 nucleotides. RefSeq names its product DNA-directed RNA polymerases I, II, and III subunit RPABC3-like. The transcript is spliced from 2 exons. Gene Ontology annotation, biological process: DNA-templated transcription. Lineage: Eukaryota; Metazoa; Nematomorpha; Gordioida; Chordodea; Parachordodidae. Gene Ontology annotation, cellular component: RNA polymerase I complex; RNA polymerase II, core complex; RNA polymerase III complex. The record is from RefSeq and is a predicted model, not a curated record. The coding region runs from base 6 to 482 and encodes 158 amino acids.